AUGUCAAGUAGUGCGAAAAGGUCGGGUGUUUGGAAAUACUUUGUGGAGGUUGAUAAAAACAAAUCUAAGUGUAAUUUGUGUGGAGUUCAACUAUCACGUGGAGGUAUGGGAAAAACUGCGACUACUUCGUCCAUGAAAAGACAUUUGCAGACUAAACAUAAGUCGGAGUAUGAAGAGGUUUUUGGUACUACAAGUAUUGCUUCAAGUAGCAAAGAAUUUGUCUCUCAGUCCAGUCAAUCACAAGUGAGUGGUUUUUUGAAGCAGCCGUCUUUAGAAGAUAUGUUAGAAAAGAAAAAGUUGUGGGAUAUUAAUGAUUCUAGAGCAAAGAGGUGCCAUUAUUUAAUCGGUGAAAUGAUCGCAGUGGAUAACGAGCCAUUUUCUAUCGUGGAAAGUCAUGUAGGGUUUCGCCGGUUUGUCAAUAAUAUUUUACCGCAGUACGAGAUACCAAGCCGAAUAUAUUUUAGCGAAAAUGUAAUUCCAGAUAUAUAUAACAAAGUGGUGAACAAUAUCAAGUCAAGAUUGGCACCGGUCAACCACAUCUCUUUUACUACAGACAUGUGGACAUGUCAAACUAACAAAACUUGUUUCCUCAGUUGUACUGCCCAUUGGUUAGAAGAAAGUUAUAUGCUUGGUCAUGCAGUGCUAGAUAUAAAGGUUUUCCCAGAGAGUCAUACGGCAGAAAACAUAAAGAAAAGCUUACUCGAUUCGGUUUCCGAUUGGAACAUACCAGCUACGAAAGUACGUGCCGUUGUACAUGACAAUGCAGCAAAUAUAACAAAAGGUGUGAAAGACGCAAACUUCCCUUCUUUUCGUUGUUUUAUUCACACUCUGCAAUUAGUAAUUAAUGACGCUAUAGACGCUAAUACUUCUGUUAAAGAAACAAUUUCUGCUGCUCGACGAAUCGUGACACAUUUCAAUCACAGUGGUUAUAACAAACUUCACGAGAUUCAAGAGGAACUUGGCCUUCCAAAAAGAAACUACAUCAAGAUGUUAUUACCAGAUGGAACUCAACUUAUUAUUUACUGGAACGUAUUAUUGAACAGAGACGAGCUAUUUCUGUCUACUUCGCAGAAUCUCGAAAUUUGA
Molecule: messenger RNA, 1086 nt
Organism: Parnassius apollo (apollo)
Lineage: Eukaryota; Metazoa; Arthropoda; Insecta; Lepidoptera; Papilionidae
Source: the annotation of a GenBank genome assembly